Molecule: messenger RNA, 1428 nt
Organism: Malassezia vespertilionis
Lineage: Eukaryota; Fungi; Basidiomycota; Malasseziomycetes; Malasseziales; Malasseziaceae
Gene: SNF4
Product: AMP-activated serine/threonine-protein kinase regulatory subunit
Exons: 1
Coding region: 1-1428 (475 amino acids)
Source: RefSeq, a predicted model, not a curated record
AUGGCUGCACCGUAUGAGCAAUCCGCGCAGCAGCCGCCCGGAUCGCUCGGAGAUCUGUCAAACGACGCUGCCUCAAACUCAUGUGGCGCUCGGCGUGCCUUGACGCAUGUAGUGCAGUUGAAGGAUAUUCAUCUGCACGCAUUGCACGCAAUUCGGCACUUUUUGCGGACGCGUAGCAGCUACGACGUGCUCCCCGUGUCGUUCCGGCUGGUCGUGCUUGAUACCAAGCUCACGAUCAGGUCCGCAUUGGACGUCAUGUUUCGCGCAAAUGUCGUUUCAGCACCGACUUGGCGCUCGACGCUAGCCGAAGACGAUCCCGCUUCUACGAAACACGAUCCGUCGUCGUCCAUGUACGAGAGUCGCGCCGAUGGACGACCUGGAUUUUCAGGCAUGAUCACAGUGAAUGACAUUAUCCACCUUAUUCAAUACUACUACCAUACCGCUUCUAAUUACGACUCGGCGAGCCUGGAUCUUGAAACGCUUCGCCUAGAACGCUUGCGCGAGAUUGAGCAGACGCUCGAUGUGCCGCCGCCGCCAUUGCUUUGGAUCGGUCCUUUGCGGUCACUUGCAGAGGCAGGGGAGGUGCUUGUACGCACACAUGCACGGCGUAUUCCCUUGCUGGACCAGGACGAGAAGAGCGGGAUUGAGACAGUGGUGAGCGUCCUUACCCAGUACCGUCUGCUAAAAUUCAUUGCGAUGAACUGCAGAGAGACGAGCGGUCUGCGCGCAAGUAUCGGAUCCUUGGGCAUCGGCACGUUUACCUAUGCACACUUGCUAGAGCGGCGGCGCAGGACGCCUCAUGCUCGCCUGCGCAUGGGUCCGCCGCCGCCCGACCAUGCAUCUCCGUACUGGCCGCUGCAGACCGCGACGCUAGACACGACUGUGUUUGACGUUGUCCACAUGUUUAGCGAGAAGGGGAUCAGCGCCGUACCCAUUCUCGACGAUGCUGGCGACGUCGUUGACCUAUACGAAUCUGUCGACGUAAUUACGUUGCUGCGUACCGGUGCAUACUACCAGUUGGAUCUUACUAUCCGCCAGGCAUUGGAGCGCCGCCCCGCCGACUACGGCGACAUCGCUUGCUGCACCUCGGACGACUCUCUCGCCAACAUUUUCGCUCUCCUCAAGCUGCGUCGCGUGCACAGAGUGCUCGUUCUCGAGCCCCAGGAAGCACUAAGUCCAUUGGCCGCCUCACCGACACCCGCACCUAGUCUGAGACGGUGCGAUUCGACGAGCUCGGAACGAAUGCCCAUCCCUACACGAGCCAAAGGCAAGCUCGUUGGCUUGCUAUGCCUCUCUGACGUGCUGCGCUACAUUAUCGGGAGCCCACAAGGCAGUGCCAAUGUUGGCAACACCCCCGCGUCCAGCUCCACACCCACCACUGCGCAAAGCUCUGAGAACGACUCGCCCAGUUUGGGCACACCGCCAUAG